Didymodactylos carnosus is the source of this 768-nucleotide messenger RNA. The record is from the annotation of a GenBank genome assembly. Lineage: Eukaryota; Metazoa; Rotifera; Eurotatoria; Philodinida; Philodinidae.
AUGAUUCGAGUCGCAAACAACCUGACACGUACCAUCGAACCAGUUCGGUCCAGUGACGUUGAUGAAGUUCGUCGAGCCAUUGCCUCGUUCAGCCAAGUAAGCAAUUCGGUGAAAGAUCUAGCAGUCAUAUUGCCUGCUGAUGUUGCGCCAAUGAUAAAUGUAGCAGCCAGCGCGUCCGAAUUCCUGACACUCAUGUGCUCGCAAUUUCUUUCAAACCCCGGAGAUCAAGUCGAACCAACACAACUUUUGUCUCAAAUUGAAAGGGCAGAGGCAUCGUGUCAACAGGUUUUUUCACCGGAGCAUCCGCUGUUCAUGGGUUUCAAAUAUACAAGAGCCUCCAUACAGAGAAAGCAAGGCGACAGCGCGGGCGCAAUGGCCGAGUACGAAGAAAUCUUACAUCGCUUUGAUUCAUCCGGUUUGGGCACAGAAUCUCCUUUGCGAAGGAAUGUAUUGCUCAAUCAUGGGCAGGUAGCCGAAAAACUUGGUAAUGAUGAGAAAGCGCUUGAUUCCUACAUGAAGGUCAUUGCCGCGACUGAUCCCGAUCCUGUUCGACAUGCACAUUAUCUCUUCGUCGCUUAUGUUCUCGUCGCCCAACUGUUCAUGAAACGCGGAGAACUCGACGUUGCACUUCAGUUCUUCACCAACAUUGUCGAUGCUCCCAAUUUCUCGCCACAAUCAAUCGAAAUUCAAUUCGGCCUGAGAGGUAUGUUCCAGAUUUAUGAACAACGUGGCCAAUGGGCGCAGCCAUUGGUUGUCUGCUGCGACUGA